CUGUUGACAAAGUUCAUUAAAAAUGGAUAAGACGUGUUUUGAGAUCAACAAUUGUUCCUGUUAAGCAUCGUCACUGUCCAGAGGUAUUUCCCGCACAAGCUAAGACGUGCCGUUGCUUUGGUGUGUUUGGCAUCAAGUCCUCAUGAAAAACAUCUCCGGGCUUAUCCUUUUAAUCCGCUCUCAGCGGCUUUUAUCCCAGAGUCUUAAUUCUCUCAUGAGGAUGCUGUAGAGGCUGGGAGGGCAACAGUGACCAGCUCCAUCCAGAAGAGACAAGUUCGAAACAGCAAUAUUCUAGGAAUGGGAAUUAAGGGCUACAGCGCUUAUAGCUCAUGUGGCCCCUUCUCUUAGCAAAGCAGACAUGUGAGAAAGAAAAAAUGUGAAUGUAUCCUUUCCCCACACACACAAUUUCACAGUUUCCCUUGAGUCGGACUCCCAUGACAGAACGGCACAAUAGCACACAGUCCAACUGAAUACAAUAGGCUGCAUUGACCAACAUGCAGGUCAUCCAUCUUUCCCUGAUUUGCAGACAUGCACACAAAAGCCAUGUGCUGAUAGUAGCACUGUGGGGUGUAAUGGUGCUGUCACCUGCACCGAAAGCAUCCUCUCUCCCUCCCUCCCUUCUCGCUCUCGCUCCCUCUCUCUCUCUCUGUUCCCCCCACCACCACAGAUGAAAACAAGUCCCCACAGAGCAUGCCAGCAUCUCAUUGGCUGGGAUAUCACAGGAGUGGAUGGGAGCAGGAGCGAGAGAGAGAGAGAGAGAGAGAGAGAGAAAGAGUAGCGAGGAGGGGAGAAAGCUCAAGAAGAUGCAACUACUCUGCCACAGCAUCCUGACAGAGCACUGAGCUGAGGGAUGAAAGAGGUGUAGACACAUGCUCUGUCCCCCUUUUUUUUCUUUUGUCUUGCUGAUUUCUGGUCGCCCUGUAGAUGAAAAACACAGAGGACUUAAAGGAUAACUUCCUCCACGUUGCCGCUGGAACAAGCUCUCCAGCUGAAAGGUGCAGACGAGCAACAGCUGGGCUGACUGAUCUGAAGCUCUUUGGAUCUCAGCGUCACCUGGACAUGAUCCCCCCUUGCUGACUGAGCAGCUGCCGGUGAUUGCUACUCCUGAUUUCUACUUAUCUAGGCUACCCGCACCCGAACCUCUGCAUUGUUGGAGUGAGCUAUUUUAGUCUUUCCCCAGGCUGCACUGUUGUCUUUGGGAGAGGCAUCGCUCGGAGAAGGGUGUCUGCGUUUACUGUAAAUGUGUGUCCCCGUGACCGGUGCCGAGCUAUCACCCUCAAAGUCCCCCGCACCUGCUGAGAUCCCCUGGAAGCCACCUGUUCUGACUCUGGGAUGGUGUGACCUCGAGCCAGCUGUUGGCCGUCCCACAUCUGGGUCAAGAUGCCGGUGAUGAAGGGCCUCCUGGCCCCCCAGAACACCUUUCUGGACACCAUCGCAACACGCUUCGAUGGCACCCACAGCAAUUUCCUGCUGGGUAACGCCCAGGGUCACCGUGGCUACCCCAUCGUCUACUGCUCGGACGGCUUCUGCGAACUGACGGGCUUCACGAGAACUGAGGUGAUGCAGAAGAACUGCAGCUGCCGCUUCCUGUACGGGGCCGACACCAGCGAGCACGUGGCCCAGCAGAUGGAGAAGGCUCUGGAGGGCCGAGAGGAGUACCAGGCCGAGGUCCACUUCUACAAGAAGAACGGUAUGGCUUUCUGGUGUCUGCUGGACAUCGUGCCCAUCAAGAACGAGAAGGGCGAAAUGGUUCUCUUCCUUUUCUCAUUCAAGGACAUCACCGACACCCACGGAAAAGGCCACCACAACAGCAAGAAGGAGGUUUCAGACGACAAGAGGUGCAGGAGGAAGAGCAGCUCCCACUUCAGCGAGGCCAGGAAGCGCGGACGCACCAUGCUGUACCAGCUGACCAGCCAGUUCUCAAGGGGAGGCAAAAGAGAGGUCAACCUGGGUGGCAGCAUGAUUGACAAGCCUUCCAUACCAGAAUACAAGGUGGCAGCGGUGCAGAAGUCGCGCUUCAUUCUGCUCCACUACAGUGUGUCCAAAGCCCUGUGGGACUGGCUCAUUCUGCUGGCUACCUUCUAUGUUGCUGUCACCGUGCCCUACAAUGUCAGCUUCACACCGUAUGAUGACACUGUCACAGCUGCACGCUCCACCAUUGUAAGCGACAUUGCAGUGGAAAUGCUGUUUAUUAUAGAUAUUAUCCUGAAUUUCCGCACCACCUACGUGAGCCAGUCAGGCCAGGUGGUGUAUGAAGCACGCUCCAUUUGCAUUCACUAUGCCACCACCUGGUUCUUUGUGGACCUGGUGGCUGCCCUGCCCUUUGACUUGCUGUAUGCCUUCAACAUCACAGUGACCUCCUUGGUCCACCUACUUAAGACAGUACGCCUGCUGCGCCUCCUUCGUCUUCUUCAGAAGCUGGACCGCUACUCCCAGUACAGCGCCAUGGUUCUGACCUUGCUAAUGUCUGUGUUCGCCCUGCUGGCACACUGGAUGGCCUGCAUCUGGUACAUGAUUGGACGCAAGGAAAUAGAGACCAAUGAGACCUGGGACAUUGGGUGGCUCCACGAGCUGGGCAAACGUCUGGAGACGCCCUACAUCAACAGCACAGUUGGCGGCCCGACAGUGCGCAGCUCCUACAUCGCUGCCCUCUACUUUACCCUCAGCAGCCUGACCAGUGUGGGCUUUGGCAACGUCUGUGCCAACACUGAUGCAGAGAAGAUCUUCUCCAUCUGCACCAUGCUCAUCGGCGCAUUGAUGCAUGCUGUUGUCUUUGGUAAUGUGACGGCCAUCAUCCAGCGUAUGUACUCACGCCGUUCUCUCUACCACACACGUAUGAAGGACCUAAAGGACUUCAUCCGUGUCCACCGUCUGCCCCAGCAGCUCAAACAACGCAUGCUGGAGUACUUCCAAACCACGUGGUCUGUCAACAAUGGUAUAGAUGCCAAUGAGCUCUUGCACGACUUCCCUGAUGAGCUGCGGGCUGACAUCGCCAUGCAUCUGAAUAAGGACAUCCUCCAGCUGCCGGUCUUUAAGGGGGCCAGUCGUGGCUGCCUCCGCUCACUCUCACUCCAUAUAAAAACCUCCUUCUGCGUCCCUGGGGAGUACCUCAUCCGGCAGGGCGAUGCUCUGCAUGCCAACUACUUUGUCUGCUCUGGGUCUCUGGAGGUGCUGAAAGACAGCAUGGUGCUGGCUAUAUUAGGGAAAGGGGACCUGAUCGGGUCUGACUUGCCUGGAACAGACCAGGUGAUCAAGACCAAUGCUGAUGUGAAGGCCUUGACCUACUGUGACCUGCAGUAUAUCAGUGUACGAGGCCUGAGAGAGGUGCUGGAACUUUACCCUGAAUAUGCCAGCGUGUUUGCCUCUGACAUCCACAACAAUCUCACAUAUAACCUGCGUGAGGGCAGCCAGGACGAGGGUCUGAACAGGUUUUCAAGGUCACCCAGGCUCUCCCAUGAACCUAGACUUCCCCCUAUCGUGGAAACCAAGGGUGAUGACUCAGAUGACUCCUUCCACCUCUCUCCAAACACUCGCUCUCGCCGCAACCUCCUGCUGCCCAGCUUCAGCAGCCCCGUCCGCCGCACGUCUCUGGGGAACCUCCUGGGGGACGAGUUGCGGCAGUUCAACGCCCUGCGACGCUGCCGCUCUCCCAAUCUCAGCCGUGGCUUCCACGGGCAGAACUCGUCCCCUCAGCCACCGACCAAACGAGAGCACAGCACCCCCACAUCAGCCCCGGCCCCAGCCUCAACAUCAGGCCAGACAGAGUCAGGAGCUGAGCAAAAGCCUUCGAAGCUGCUCAUCCCAACUGUGACCUGCUUUGGACCCCCAGACCUUAGUCCAAGGGUUGUAGACGGCAUCGAAGACAAUGGGCACACGUUCCAUUUCAACGUGGAGCACAGUGGGCCUAAAGCCAGUACAGGAGGCAGUACCCGAGAUGCCACGCAGGCAAAUGCCACUCUGUUGCUAGAGACAGAGGAGGUCAGGCAGAGCAUCAGUCAGCUCAACCAUAAGAUGGGCACAUUAAACCAGGAAGUAUCUGAGCUCACCAAGGGCCUGCACCACAUGAUGCACCUCCUCCAGGCUCACAUAUCCAUGCAUCACUACAAAGCCUCCCUCCCCUCAUACCCUUAUGGCAUCCAAAUGGUGUCGAGCCCUCCCACAGGCCCCAACGCUGGCAUGUCGUUCAACCUAGCGUCAGCCUACCACCUCCAUAACGAUCCUGGGGGCCACGAAGGUCACAACCACCAAAAUGUCCCACCCACUGGCCACUGGAGCUACAGUGGAGCUGCUGAAACCCGAACUGAGAGCCACCACCAGCCUCAGUCCGCCAGUCCGCCUGCUAACUCCUGCCCGCACCCCUCUCUAAACUCUGCGCCCAGGUUAGGCUCGUGUCAUAGCUCUGAGAGCAUGACCACACAUCUGUGGACCAGCCCUUCACUCCUCAGCGUCAGCCCAGGCUUCCAGGGUGGAAGUCCAGGCAUCACACCUCAUGCUGGGCAUGAAGACUCUGACAACAGACCUCUCAGUGCUAGUCCAACUACCAUCAGCCAGUCCCAGCCCACUUUGUGCCUGCAGCCUCCCGGUGAUAGUGAUGACUACUCUUGCCUUUUGUCUGGUGCCCCCACAGGCAGGUCCACACACAGCCUGCUGGACCCAUCACUGAGCUCUUACCCCCAUCUCAACCUGCCCUCAGAGUCCCAUCUCAACUUAUCACAGACCUCACAAGAGAACAUUUGUGUUCUGAUGUCCACCCCAGCAUCUCAUAAUCUGAUCCACGACACCUCCAUCUUCCAAAAGGAGGACUCACACCCCUCUAUUCACCCUGUCUCUGCCUCUACACCCGCAUUGCCCAGCCACCCUCUCGGAUCCUCACUGGAUUCAGGGUCGCCACGAUUGGACGCUCUCGAGCCCGGUCUCCCACUGGGCGACCCAUCUGCCAUAGAACACACCAGUCUGGAGUGCCUACUGGGGAAAGGGAGCUCUAUGGAGAGCCGGGACAGCGAGAGCGCAUCGUCGCGAAGGUCCAGCAUCGGCGUCCAGACACAGAGCACAGAGCAGUCGUGGUGCCUGGACCUCACUGAUUGAACUGUACAUGUUUCAGGGGCAGACUCAGCGACUUCACUGCAACUGGAAACAAAAGCAGCAGUUACUGAAAUGCAACUUCUUACAGUGUUUAAACAGACUCUGCUGGAGAUUGUCAAUGUGUGCUGUAUUUCCCCCUUUGAAUUCUUGGGCUCUCAUAUUUGUCAAACUCCACGCAAUCUACACCAUUUCUAUGCAAAAGCAUGUCAUUUGUGCAUUAUCUUGGCUUUACGGAAGUGUGUCUUUGAAAAAAAAAAAGCUCCACAGCAGUGGGUUCUAGUAUAUACUGUAUAUUUUUUCCAACAUCCUCAGAGCAAAUUUGCAGUUGAUAAAAACCUGUUACCUUCUUGCAUGGUAAAGUUGUUUAUUCUUUUUCCUAAGGAAAAGGUUUCCAAAUCAAUAUGUAAGCAUUCUACAUGAAAACCUGUUGAUAGUGCACACAGAUACUGUAUUUAUAUGGCAGACAGGUCAGAGUGGUUGGAUGUUUUAACACACAGAGGAACAAAAAUGACACAUGCUUCACUUUGCGCAUAGAGAAUAGAGUAUGUGUAUCACACAGCAUAGAUUGUUCAUUGUUUUAAACUGAAUGUUUUUCUCAGUUCAGCAUUUUUUAUUUGCAAUUUCAGAGAGUUUUUGGACUAUGAAUAUCUCAUAUCCAAACUCAAAGCAGUACACAUUAAAUAAUUUAUGAUUUCACUUAUAAUUCCAUUGAACAUCUCCUUUUUAUGCAUCUCCUAAAGAUCCUUCAGGAAAUUUGAGUAAAUUUACUAUUUUCUCUUCACCAAGGCAUUUAAUACGAUGCUGGGAAAUAGGUUCAGUUGCUCUUCAUGAAAAAUAAAAUAAAUGAAGAAGGUACAAAUAUCUUUCUCAAGGAUCUACAAUUCUAUAAACACAACAUAGCUGCUGAUAAAUUAAAGAUAAAUAAAAAUACACAUUUAGUUCAAAAGUGGGUCUCAUGAAAUAUUUAAUACUGUUAUUAAUUUACAAAAUGUGAAUGCCUCCUGGGAUAAAAACAUGAGCUCGCAAUACUCAUACAAUAUUCAGAGUAUUCAGGAACUUGAUUGAUUUCUCCUCGGCUGACAAAAUAAAGAAUGCAGAAAAUUGCUCACUGUGUCCUUUACUGUGGUGUCACACUUUGUUUCUGCAUUUUAUUCUGAAA
This is a messenger RNA of Lates calcarifer (barramundi perch), 6241 nucleotides long. RefSeq names its product potassium voltage-gated channel subfamily H member 4. NCBI's taxonomy places the organism in Eukaryota, Metazoa, Chordata, Actinopteri, Centropomidae. The coding region runs from base 1381 to 5085 and encodes 1234 amino acids. Gene Ontology annotation, molecular function: voltage-gated potassium channel activity. Gene Ontology annotation, cellular component: membrane. The transcript is spliced from 16 exons. Gene Ontology annotation, biological process: potassium ion transmembrane transport; regulation of membrane potential. The record is from RefSeq and is a predicted model, not a curated record.